AGUUUGCUCAUGUUUAUCCAAAUAGUGAAAAUUUUCUUGUUUCAGAAUGUUGGUUUUAUGGUUUUCUUAAAAGAAAUGGAUUUUCUCUGCAACGUAAAACAAAAAUCAGCCAAAAACUUCCUACUCACCUUAAUGACAAACUUUUGGAGUUUCAGCAGUUUAUUAUUAAAAAACAAAAACAAUUUGAAUAUGAACUUUGUAAAAUUGAAAAUAUGGAUGAAACUCCUGUUUAUUUUGAUAUGGUUGGAAACUUAACUAUAGAAAAUCAUGUUCUUGUAGAUGGUACAAAAUUACCACUAAUUGUCAUUUUUAAAGGUAAGCAAAUGCCAAAGAAUUUACUUUCUGGAAUUAUUGUAUUGAUACACCCAAAAGGAUGGAUGGAUGAAUCUGGAAUGAAAAUCUGGUUUGAUAAG
Molecule: messenger RNA, 413 nt
Organism: Funneliformis caledonium
Lineage: Eukaryota; Fungi; Glomeromycota; Glomeromycetes; Glomerales; Glomeraceae
Source: the annotation of a GenBank genome assembly